UGAACACGCCUCCUAGCCUGACAAACCAUAGCAGCAAGUUGAUCAUCAUCCGCGAGAAGGUGCAGUUUGAGCUGGUCUGCGAGGGACACAGUGCCAGCAAGCAGGGAGAUGAACAAGCAGAGUUGGAGUUCCUCUGGAAGAAGGACGGUGUGUUCUACGAGCGCGACUCGUGGCGGGUGUUCCAGCCCGACAACGCCGGCACCCUGACCUUCACCCAGGCAAUGGAGGAGGACGCAGGCAUCUACCAGUGUCUCGUCAAGAACAGUCUGGGAACCGCCGUCACGCAGUACACGGACGUGCUCUACGGACACGUCGGCGACUUCUCGCCUCCCGUCGUCAAGGAGCACAGCGUGAGGAACGGCGACGCGUUGCACCUGAAGUGCGACAAGAUUCCCGUCAGCAUCCCUCCCGCUCAGCUUAUGUGGACGUACAGACCGAAAGAGCAGAAGAAGAACGGG
Priapulus caudatus is the source of this 458-nucleotide messenger RNA. RefSeq names its product neural cell adhesion molecule L1-like protein. Lineage: Eukaryota; Metazoa; Priapulida; Priapulimorpha; Priapulimorphida; Priapulidae. The record is from RefSeq and is a predicted model, not a curated record.